Auxenochlorella protothecoides is the source of this 3039-nucleotide messenger RNA. RefSeq names its product Erythronolide synthase, modules 5 and 6. The transcript has 13 exons. Lineage: Eukaryota; Viridiplantae; Chlorophyta; Trebouxiophyceae; Chlorellales; Chlorellaceae. Gene Ontology annotation, molecular function: fatty acid synthase activity; phosphopantetheine binding. Gene Ontology annotation, biological process: fatty acid biosynthetic process. The record is from RefSeq and is a predicted model, not a curated record. The coding region runs from base 1 to 3039 and encodes 1012 amino acids.
AUGGCCGCAUCCCAGCUCACGAUAGAGUGCGCAGAUGGGAGGAGGGGCGGCAAGCUGAAGACGCGCAAGGUGGACACGCUCCAACUGCAUGGCACUGGCACGCCCCUGGGGGAUCCCAUCGAGGUGGGAGCUGCACUCUCCACCCUGGCCCCCAGGCACCGAGGGCACAGCCUGGCGCUGGCGGCGGUGAAGGCCUCCACCGGCCAUAGCGAGUCGGCCGCUGGCCUCCUCAGUUUGGCAGCGGCCAGCGCUGGGGCGGGCUCCGCCUACCUGGCCCCGCUGAGGACGCUGCGGACGGUGAACCCCUACGUGGCCGCCAUCGAGCAGGUCUGCAGGGGUGGCAUCCAGGCUGCCAGGCUCCAGGGGCCUCGGCCCGGGUGUGGCGCAUCCGACCAAACACUGGCCGGCGCCAGCUCCUUUGCCUUCCAGGCAAGCUGCGAUUGCCACGGGAACCGCAUCGCCGCUUUUGCUGACGGCACGGCGGGGGUUGAGGACCACUCCACCCGGGUGGCAGGCCUGGUUCUUCGUGGCCGGCAUGAGGGCGACGCUGAGAUCCUGGGCCCAGGCGCCCAACCCAAGCCCCUGUACCAUCGCGUGUGGCGGGCCAGCGCCAUAUUGGAGGGAGCGGCACCGGCGCGAGGCGCUGGGGCGCUGGGCUUUACGUUCAGGCUGACGUCGGCGACGAGUGACGUCGAGUCCGUAGUGCUGGCCGGCUUGCCUGUACCCCAAUGGAAUGUUUCCCUGCCGCCAGCAAUCAGCGCCGGUGCCCUGCUGGCCUUGGAGGUGCUGCAGCAGUCGCCCCACCUGACGGCCCUGCAUGUCCACGCACGUGGAAACUCUGCCGGCGUGUUGUAUCGGCGGCAGGAUCCGGCGCCGGCGCUGCGCUGCUUCGCCGCGGAGAGAGUCGGCAGGACGGCCAUCAGCCUGAUCGGGGUCGGGGUGUAUGCAGCCUGCUCACCAGCAACUGCUUCGGCCAGCCCGACGUCCAGCAGCCACUGCCUCGUCACCGGCGCCGUCCUGAAUGUGCGCGCGCUGCAGGUGCUUGCCGCGCCGGCGCAUGCGCAUCCCAAGCCGCUCCUCGGACCGGGGGCAUGGAUCAUCGGCGGCGGGGCGGGGGCGCUGGGGCUGCUCGCUGCCCAGCUGGUCCAACAAACCGGGCGCCCAGGCGUGGAGAUUGCUGUGCCUGCGCGCUCCGGCAGGGUCAGCGGCUUCGGCCAGGAGGUCGGCGCACGAGACCUGGCAUGGAGCAAUGGCCUCCUUACCAUCCUCAUGAGUGAUUUGGCGAUGGACUGUCACGGACUGGAAAGCGUGGCCAGUGCUCGCCUGGGACUGGUGCACGCCGCCGGGGUGCUGAGGGACGCCGGCAUCGCGGCGCUGCGUCCCUCCAGCUUCCGCGUAGCUGCAGCUCCCAAGGCGUUUGGCAUGUGGCGGCUGGCAAGGAUGACGUCUGGAUCUGCACUGGAGGCUUCCAUCUUGUUCAGCUCCAUUGCCAGUGUCACUGGACCCUCUGGCAGUGCGGCCUAUGCCGCGGCCAAUGGAGCGCUGGACGACUAUGAAUCCGCUUCUGCGUUGCUGGAGGAGGUGCUGGCUGCUGUGCAGGCUGUGCAUGGCGACAGGCCCGCCCCAGACAUGCCGCUGGUCCAGGCGGGGCUGGACUCCCUCGGCACGGUGGAGCUGAGCCAGCGUCUGGCGGCCAGAUUUGGCCUCCGCCUGCAGCCCACCCUGGUGUUUGACCACCCGACGGCUGCCGCGCUGGCACGCCACAUCGCAGAGCUGUUCUUGACUGGCGUGGAGCUGUUUGACGCCUCGGCAUUCUAUGUUUCAGCGGCAGAAGCGCUUGUCAUGGACCCCCAGCAACGCAUGAUGUUGGAGGACGCUUCCCAUGCCCUCUCGGCCUGGAGCGGGCACCCCAACCGCGACAGCACCGCGAUCAUCAGCGCCCAGUCCUUCUGGGACUAUGCAUCUGAGGCAGACAGGGCCAUCCCUGGCCUGGGGGCAGCCUACCGCGCGAGCGGCAGAUGCUUCAGCGUUGCAGCCGGCCGCAUCUCCUUUACAUUCGGCUUGCAAGCGCUGCUGACGCUGGACCCCUCCACAAUCAACAUGCUGACCGCCGCCGGCAUGCUGUCCCCUGACGGUCGGUGCAAGACCCUGGAAUCUGCGGCAGACGGAUAUGGCCGAGGCGAGGGCUGCGUCACCCUUGGCCUCACACGCCAGGGUCAAAACACCGAUGCCCUGGCCGUUCUAGCGGGGACCGCCAUGAACCAGGACGGGCGGUCCAGCAGCCUGACGGCACCCCACGGUCCCAGCCAGCAGGCUGUCAUCAGCCAGGCCCUGGCCGCGGCCGGCGCCCCACCUGGCGCCCUCACGGGGCUGGAGCUGCACGGGACGGGGACCCCGCUGGGGGACCCCAUCGAGCUGAACGCGGCGCUGACGGUGCUGUGCCCCAGGCUGGGGCGAGGGAGGGAUGGGCAUGACCCCGGACCCUGCCUGGGCCUGCAUGCCGUCAAGACGCUGGUGGGGCAUGUCGAGCCUGCAGCUGGGGGCGCAGGCCUUCACAGCACGCUGAUGAGGAUUCGCUCGCUGGUGCUCCCCCCCCUGCUGGGACUGGGCGUCCUCAACCCGCUGAUGACGGACAGCUUCUCCGCAGCUUCCCGCGGGCUGCACGCCGCGAAGCAGCCCGGGCCCCAGGCCUGCUGCGCCCCUGGGACGCUCUCGGGCACCAGCGCCUUUGCCUUCCAGGGCACCAACGCGCACGCGCUGCUGGCGCUGCCACAGGUGCUGACGCCGACCGAGGCGCUCGUCCGCAGGCCAGCCUGGCGGCGCCAGCGCUGCUGGUUCGGGCCCCGUCCCCACGUCCUGCUGGUCCGGGCGGGGGCGCCCAAAAAUGCGACCUGCCAGCUGCGGGCCAGCCUGGUCUCGCGACGGCUGGCCUACAUCUGGCAGCAUGCCGUGAGCGGCAGGCCCCUCCUGCCCGGCGCAGCCAUGAUGGAGGCAAUGCACGGCGCUGGGGGGUCUCUGAACGCCAACCCAGGUGUUUGA